Messenger RNA from Dromiciops gliroides (monito del monte), 1931 nucleotides. RefSeq names its product methylcrotonyl-CoA carboxylase subunit 2 (gene MCCC2). Gene Ontology annotation, cellular component: methylcrotonoyl-CoA carboxylase complex; mitochondrion. The transcript has 17 exons. Gene Ontology annotation, biological process: L-leucine catabolic process. Gene Ontology annotation, molecular function: methylcrotonoyl-CoA carboxylase activity. Bases 60 to 1757 code for a protein of 565 amino acids. NCBI's taxonomy places the organism in Eukaryota, Metazoa, Chordata, Mammalia, Microbiotheria, Microbiotheriidae. The record is from RefSeq and is a predicted model, not a curated record.
GGGGGGCGUUGCCGCGCACGCGGUGGUUCUGCUAGUUCCCUUCUCCCCGCUUCCCAGCUAUGCUGUCCGCCCUGAGGUCUGGUGUUCGGGUGCUGCUCCCAGGCCGCGCCGCGGCCCCGAGGCUGCGCCCCUACCAUGGGGACGCGGUGGCCGCGCUGGGCUCCCAACUCGAUACGGGCUCCGCGCUCUACCAGGAGAACUAUGAACGAAUGAAAGCUCUAGUAAUUGAACUUCAUGAGCGAGCAGAGCAUAUCAGACUAGGAGGUGGAGAGAAAGCAAGGAAACGACACACAUCAAGAGGAAAACUGCUCCCUAGAGAAAGAAUUGAUAGACUCCUAGAUCCAGGCUCUCCAUUCCUGGAGUUUUCCCAGUUUGCAGGUUACCAAUUGUAUGAUAAUGAAGAAGUUCCAGCAGGUGGAAUUAUUACAGGCAUUGGCCGAGUGUCAGGAGUGGAAUGCAUGAUUGUUGCUAAUGAUGCAACUGUCAAAGGUGGGUCCUAUUACCCAGUGACCGUGAAAAAACACCUACGUGCCCAAGAAAUUGCCUUGCAAAACAGGCUCCCCUGCCUGUAUUUAGUUGAUUCAGGAGGUGCAAACUUACCUCAACAAGCAGAAGUAUUUCCAGAUCGAGAUCAUUUUGGUCGCAUCUUCUAUAAUCAAGCAAUUAUGUCUUCUAGAAAUAUUUCACAGAUAGCAGUGGUAAUGGGAUCCUGUACAGCAGGAGGAGCUUAUGUUCCUGCCAUGGCUGAUGAAAGUAUCAUUGUUGCCAAGCAGGGUACCAUUUUCCUGGCAGGACCCCCCUUGGUUAAAGCAGCAACUGGUGAAGAGGUAUCAGCUGAGGACCUUGGAGGUGCUGACCUACAUUGCAGAAAGUCUGGAGUAACUGAUCACUAUGCUUUGGAUGACAGUCAUGCACUUCAUUUGGCAAGAAAAGUUGUGAGGAGUCUAAACUAUAAUAAGAAAUUAGAAGUGACGAUAGAACCUUCUGAAGAGCCUUUAUUUCCUCUAGAUGAGGUAUAUGGAAUAGUUGGAGAUAACCUCAAGAGGAACUUUGAUAUCCGAGAGGUCAUUGCUAGGAUUGUGGAUGGAAGCAGAUUUGAGGAAUUUAAGGCCUUCUAUGGAGAUACCUUAGUCACAGGAUUUGCUAGAAUAUUUGGCUACCCAGUGGGAAUUAUUGGAAACAACGGAGUUCUUUUCUCAGAAUCUGCAAAGAAGGGAACUCACUUUAUUCAGUUAUGCUGCCAAAGAAAGAUUCCUCUUGUGUUUCUUCAGAAUAUUACUGGAUUUAUGGUUGGUAAAGAAUAUGAAGCUGGAGGAAUAGCAAAAGAUGGAGCCAAGAUGGUGACUGCUGUAGCCUGUGCUAAUGUACCUAAAAUUACUGUCAUCAUUGGAGGAUCUUAUGGAGCUGGAAAUUAUGGAAUGUGUGGCAGAGCAUAUUCUCCAAGAUUUCUCUACAUGUGGCCAAAUGCUCGCAUCUCAGUGAUGGGUGGAGAACAAGCUGCAAAUGUCUUAGCCACAAUAGCAAGAGACCAAAAAACAAGAGAGGGAAAGGAGUUCUCUAGUGAAGAUGAAGCUGCUUUAAAAGAGCCUAUUAUUAAGAGAUUUGAAGAAGAAGGAAGUCCUUACUACUCCAGUGCAAGGCUGUGGGAUGAUGGAAUUAUUGACCCAGCUGAUACCAGACUGGUCCUGGGUCUCAGCAUUAGUGCAGCCCUCAACGCCCCAAUUGAGAAGACCAACUUUGGAGUUUUUAAGAUGUAAUAGAAUUGUAGGAUAUUUUCCUGUGAGUUUUUACUAUACAAAUUAGGGGCCUUAAAAGGUCAGACAUUUUUAGUAUAAUGGUGCAAUAAAAAAUUCAAUACCUUUGAAUUAUUUAAAAUACAUAUACACACACAUAAAUACACAUGUGUACACACACACACACACACACACACA